Molecule: messenger RNA, 546 nt
Organism: Cooperia oncophora
Lineage: Eukaryota; Metazoa; Nematoda; Chromadorea; Rhabditida; Trichostrongylidae
Source: the annotation of a GenBank genome assembly
AUGCAGUCGCGAUUCGUUUGUGUUUGUAAAGUUUUAAUACCAGCGUUUUUAGGGAGUGAGGAACAGAAGAAGAAAUACAUCCCAGGUUUGGCUAGUGGAGAACUUAUUGGUUGUUUCGGAUUGACCGAGCCAAAUCAUGGUUCUAAUCCAGCCGGCAUGGAAACAAAAGCGAGAUGGGAUGAGAAAACGAAAACUUACCGUCUUUCUGGCACGAAAACAUGGAUCAGUAAUAGCCCUGUAGCAGAUGUAUUUAUAGUCUGGGCCAGAAGUGAUAAACAUAACAAUGACAUCAAGGGAUUUAUACUUGAAAAAGGAAUGGACGGACUAACAGCACCUAAAAUUGGUGGAAAACUUUCACUUCGAGCGUCUAUAACUGGACAGAUAGCUAUGGAUGAAGUUCCUGUACCGGAGGCUAAUUUACUUCCAAAUACAAAAGGUUUGAGUGGACCAUUUGGUUGUUUGAACAAUGCUCGUUUUGGAAUCGCAUUCGGUACAUUGGGUGCCGCAGAGUCAUGCUUUCAUCUGGCUCGAGAGUACGCUUUGAAC